AUGGAGAACACCAGAGUUUUUGUCUCUGGCCUGCCGCCUACUUUCUCCAAUGAACAGCUCAGAAAGCAUUUCGCCAGUCGUUACCAGGUGACAGAUGCCCAUGUCCUGUCAAAGCGCAGAAUUGGGUUCGUCGGCUUCAAGAGCCCAGAGGUAGCCCAGCAAGCUGCGAACUACUUCAAUCGGACUUAUGUCAAGAUGUCUAAGAUCUCAGUAGAGAUUGCUCGACCAGUUGACUCAACCCCUGUUGGUGGCUCCGAUGAUAAGAAUACAUCUCAAGGCAAUAGUCUGAAGCGGAAACGCGAUGGAAAGAAUGCCGAGGCGGACCCCAAGUUGCAGGAAUAUCUUUCUGUUAUGCAACACUCGUCGAAGACGAAGACCUGGGCAAACGAAGAACAACUUCCCAGGGCUCUUCCCCAGAAAGACUCAGCUGUAGGUGCUGAGCCUAUGGAGGUCGACUCAACACCCGCUGUCUCGAAUGACACACAGCGGAAGAAAGCUAAGGUAGAAGUACCCGAUGCUUCUCAAAGAUCCUCCACUGUCCCCGCUCGGGAGCCUCGGCACGAGGAAUCGAAGACUGAAAAUGUCGAUCGUGUUGAAGUGGUGGAUCAAUCCGACGAUGUCAUGGUGCAGGAUGAGUCUGCCGCCGCCAAGGCAUCAGAAGAACCGAUCACGGAUUCUGACUGGCUCCGGUCGAAAACAAGUCGCCUUCUUGGUCUUUUGGACGAUGAGGAGCAGGCGGAAUUCGGCUCAGCGGCCCAGAACCAGGUCUCUGCUCCUGCUGAAGUCAGACCGGAGACACAGUCAGAUGACGAACCUCUCGCAGAGCAAAAGAAGGACACCAUGGUCGACGACGAGGCAAAGUCACAACCGGUGGUCGAUACAAACGUUGAGAAUAUCCUCAUUUCAGCUCGUCUUUUUGUGAGAAACUUGUCCUACGAUGCUUCGGAGGCUGAUCUACUCCCCGUUUUUGAGCCUUUUGGGAAGAUCGAAGAGAUCCACGUUGCUUUUGAUACCCGGUCAACGACAAGUAAAGGGUUUGCCUAUAUCCAAUACGUCGAGCCGGAGUCCGCUGUCAACGCUUACAAAAGCUUGGACGGAAAGAACUUCCAAGGUCGCCUCUUGCAUGUUCUUCCGGCUGCUGCGAAGAAGUCAUAUAAGAUCGAUGAGCACCAGCUGGCACAACUUCCUCUUAAAAAGCAAAAGCAAAUCAAACGGAAGAUGGAGGCUACAUCGUCGACGUUCAAUUGGAACGCUUUAUACAUGAACACCGACGCAGUGAUGUCUUCAGUAGCGGAAAGGCUUGGUGUCUCAAAGGCCGAUUUGCUGGACCCUACUUCAUCAGACGCUGCCGUGAAGCAGGCUCAUGCGGAAACGCACGUAAUCCAGGAGACCAAGGCCUAUUUCGUGUCAAAUGGUGUUAACAUCGAUGCUUUUAAGCAAAGAGAACGGGGCAACACCGCAAUCUUGGUCAAAAACUUCUCCUACGGAGUUAAAAGCACCGACCUGAGGAAUCUCUUUGAGCCUUACGGCCAGAUUAGUCGACUUCUCAUGCCUCCGAGCGGUACGAUAGCGAUCGUGGAAUUCAGUAGACCCGACGAGGCUCAACAAGCAUUUAGAGGUCUUGCGUACCGAAAAUUGGGAGACUCCAUCCUCUUUUUGGAGAAAGCCCCGAAGGAUCUAUUUGAUGCCAACCUAUCGACUCAGCAACCUGUGCCAGAGGUGAAGGCCAUCUCGCAAGGCUUCUCCACUGCUGAUACGUUCACUGCGGGUGAGGCUGAUGGGGGAGUUUUGACAUCAACUCUCUUCGUAAAGAACUUAGACUUUUCAACAACUAACGAGAAAUUCGUCGACACAUUCCGGCCGCUGGACGGCUUCGUGUCUGCUAAAGUCAAGACCAAGCCAGAUCCCAAGCGGCCUGGUCAGACGCUUAGCAUGGGCUUUGGGUUUGUGGAUUUCCGAACGAAAGCUCAAGCUCAGGCUGCCCAAGCAGCGAUGGAUGGCUAUAGACUUGACGGUCACGCGCUUGUCAUCAAAACUUCCCACAAAGGCUUGGAUGCAGCGGAAGAACGAAGGCGUGAGGACAACGCGAAGAAGCUCGCUGCCCGCAGGACGAAGAUCAUCAUCAAGAACUUACCGUUCCAGGCUACGAAAAAGGAUGUCAGGUCUCUUUUCGGUGCAUAUGGGCAGCUCCGCUCUGUGCGAGUUCCGAAGAAAUUCGACCAUUCUGCUCGUGGUUUUGCCUUUGCUGAUUUUAUCAGCGCUCGCGAGGCUGAAAAUGCUAUGGACGCGCUGAAGAACACGCAUCUCCUGGGUAGAAGAUUAGUCUUGGAAUUCGUGAACGAGGAGGAUGUCGAUCCUGAAAGCGAGAUCGCGAAGAUCGAGAAGAAGGUAGGGGAACAGAUGGACAGGGUCAAGCUUCAGAAGCUCACCGGAGGGGGACGCAAAAAAUUCACUGUAGGGGCCCAGGACGAUGGGGAGGCCUAA
Penicilliopsis zonata CBS 506.65 is the source of this 2484-nucleotide messenger RNA. RefSeq lists its product as hypothetical. The coding region runs from base 1 to 2484 and encodes 827 amino acids. NCBI's taxonomy places the organism in Eukaryota, Fungi, Ascomycota, Eurotiomycetes, Eurotiales, Aspergillaceae. The transcript is spliced from 3 exons. Gene Ontology annotation, molecular function: mRNA binding. The record is from RefSeq and is a predicted model, not a curated record. Gene Ontology annotation, cellular component: cytosol.